Molecule: messenger RNA, 2798 nt
Organism: Punica granatum (pomegranate)
Lineage: Eukaryota; Viridiplantae; Streptophyta; Magnoliopsida; Myrtales; Lythraceae
Source: RefSeq, a predicted model, not a curated record
UCCUUUUUUAUCUUUUUUCCCAAACUAGUUCCACAUCGUGCUUUUGAUUUUUUUUCCGCACUUCAUCGAAUUUCUUCCUUCUCAAGAUUCGUAUCGAUGAUGAGAACUUUAUGUUGACCAUUCUUUUUUAGCGUAACUCCUUUGAUACCAGGAGGUGUCAGUUAAUUAAACGCAGGAAGAUGGAAUUCGCUAACUUCUACCAGGCAAUGGAUGCACCCCAGAUGGUCCCAAUGUGGACUCCCAUAAACGCGACCCGUGAUCUCACUUUUGGUUUCCAACAGAAAAAUGUGCUGGCAAUCUGCGAGAGGAACGGGUCCUAUAGGGCGGAACCAGUCUUACUCAUGCAGCUCUCUUUGGCUUGCUUCCUCACCUUCACGACAAAGUCCAUUCUCAAGCCUUUUAUUCGAUCCAGCGUUGUCGGGCCAGUCAUGGUAAUUGAGAUCGCGACUCCUGCACAGAAGUUAUUGUUCUUCAAUUUCACACAGAAAGAAACAUGGACGAAAUCAUUACAUAAAUGGUUGCAAGAAUCUUUUAAUAUCUGUAAUCUGAAUUUGUCUGUGACAGGGGGGAAUCUUGGUCGGACCAUCAGUGCUAAGCCGUAUCCGUACUCUGAAGAACAUUGUGUUCCCAUACAAGAGCCUGUACUUGCUCGAGACGAUCUCAACCUUUGGCUGUGUAUUCUUCCUCUUCUUGGUGGGGGUGAAGAUGGAUGUCUCGAUAGUUGCAAGGUCAGGGAAGAAAGCUUGGAUCAUUGGCCUCUCGACCUUUGCAUUCCCGAUGGUCCUCACUAUCCUAUCCUCCAGAGCCCUCAAAUCCACUCUGCUCGCUGACCACAAAGACGACUCCCUCAGCCUAGUUGCCAUGCUCCAUGCCACCACGACUUUCCAUGGUGUAUCUUGCUUCUUGGGAGACCUCAAACUCCUAAACUCUGAGGUGGGUCGGCUCGCGCUCUCCUCCUCUAUGAUUAGCGGAUCCCUAGGCUACGCUACCGUUCUUAUCUCCUUUGGGGUCAACCAGAUCCACCCCGAGAGGGCCAACUUGGGAGUAUUCUACAUCAUCACCAUGUGCGCCGUCGCUCAGUUUGUCCUUAUCAAAGCCGGGAUGGGACCGUUUGUUUCUUGGAUGAUAAGGCAAACCCCGCGAGGGCAGCCACUCAAGGAAUCCUACCUUUGCUACACUGUCUUGCUAGUCCUGAUGUGUGCUUUCAUUGGCGAGGUCUGUGGACAGCACACUUUCUUCGGGCCAAUCCUCUUGGGGAUCGCCCUGCCAGCAGGGUCCAUUCUGGCAGCAACUUUGUCCGAUAAGUUCGAGGGCUUCAUCACGCUCGUGCUUCUCCCACUCUACUUCCUAGCCUGUGGUGGGAAGACGGAUCUGAGAAGCCUAGACGCGGCGACCGCCUUCGCCUGUGCCCUCAUGGCCUUAAUAGGGGCCCUGACCAAGUUCCUGGCGGCUGUGGUCCCCUGCGUUCUCUUCUUCAACAUGAUCUUCAGGGAUGCCGCCAUCCUCAGCCUCAUUCUUAGCACUGUCGGAGUACUCGACAUUCAGUUCUAUAGCCGCGCCAAUCAGCUCGGGCUCAUCGACGCCCACUGCUUCAGUGUGAUGAACACAACGUCCAUCAUUAUAACGGGCCUCAUAUCGCCAAUGGUGCAAGUGCUAUACGAUCCCUCAAUCCGGUACAUUUCCAGGAAGAGGCAGACGAUACAGGAUGAGCCGCCCAAUGGGGAGCUUCGGGUCCUGGCAUGUGUCCACACUGAGGAACAGGUACCGGAAAUUAUCGACCUCCUCCGGGUCUCAAACCCGACAAAGCAGAGUCCCCUGGGGAUCUAUCUCAUCCACCUCAGGGAGCUCAUAGGCGGCGCUGCCCCAAAGUUUGUGUCCCUCGAGUCCGGUCCUUCACUCACCUCCGACAGCAUAACCAAUGCGUUCCUAAUCUUUGAGAGGAGCAAUGAGUCGGUUGUGUCCGUCCAGCCUUUCACGGCGAUUGCACCUUUCACCUCGAUGCACAACGACGUGUGCACCCUCGCACUGGACCGGGGGGUCUCCUUCACCGUGCUGCCCUUCCACUGCCAGUGGAACUCUGAUGGGUACGUGGUGAACUCGCCAAAGAUCCGGGAGUUCAAUAGGAAGGUACUCAGCAAGGCCCCAUGCUCGGUUGGGAUUCUCAUCAACCGCCGCAGUUCUGAUGCCGCAGACCUUUCAGUGAUCGAAGGGGCUAUCUCGACCCCCCGGGUUGGGGUUUUCUUCACCGGCGGACCCGAUGAUCGCGAAGCCCUGGCCUACGCUACGUGCAUCGCCAAGCAGCCAGACGUGAAGGUAACUGUGGUGAGGUUCAUUUCAUCCAUGGAGAACAUCGAGGAUGAGGAGGAGAAGAGUCUUGACGAGGAAGUGAUCAGCGAGUUCAAGCUGCGCGGAGUCGGGAGCAAGAGGGCGAGGGACGUCUACAAGGAGGAGAUUGUGAUGGACAGCGUAGAAAUCUGCGAAGUGAUCCGAUCCAUGGAGAACUCGUUCGACCUGAUACUGGUUGGGAGGCGGUACGUGGAGUCACCUCUGAUGGAAUGGAACGAAUUUCCUGAACUAGGAUUCAUCGGAGACAUCCUUGCUUCCGGGGAUUUCCACGGGAAGGUUUUGGCAUUGGUAGUGCAACAACACAGGUAUGGAGGAGGGAAGGAGAGGGAUAUAGGGGGCAGUUCGAGGUUCUCGGAUAUUGAUCUCACUCAUCAAACAUCCUUCACUCCUCUUCAAGGCAACCAAAAAUUUGCAGGGUUGAUCACCUAGCUCGCUCUAGCGGGGCAGGAUUU